AUUUGUUAUCAGUAAUAUCGGCACAGUUUCGAUCGCGGUGUACAUUUCGAAUACUUUCGCUUUCUUUUUAUGCCAUGGAAGCUAAAGUAGAUUUGAAACAAGACCCGGCGUUUAAAAAACUUCAAGAGUUUUACAAUGCCAACGCCGACAAAAUAAAUAUCCUACAAUUAUUCCAGCAAGACUCCAAUAGAUUUAAUAACUUCAGCCUCAACAUACCCACCCCUAAUGAUGGCGAUAUUCUUCUGGACUAUUCCAAGAACCGCAUUAACGAGACAGUUUUCUCUUUACUCCUCGACUUGGCUAAAAGCCGUGGAGUUGAGAAGGCUAGAGAUGCUAUGUUCAAUGGUGAAAAAAUAAACUUCACAGAGGACAGAGCAGUGCUCCAUAUUGCACUGCGUAAUAGACAAAACCGUCCUAUACUCGUCAAUGGCAAGGAUGUGACACCCGAUGUAAAUGCGGUACUGGAACACAUGAAGGAAUUCUCUAAUGAGGUCAUCAGUGGACAAUGGAAAGGGUACACAGGUAAACCUAUCACUGAUGUCAUCAACAUCGGCAUCGGUGGCUCCGACUUGGGACCUCUGAUGGUCACUGAGGCUCUUAAGCCGUACGCCAAUCAUCUGAAGGUGCAUUUCGUGUCUAACAUCGACGGCACUCACCUGGCGGAGGUGUUGAAGCGGCUGAACCCGGAGACUGCGCUGUUUAUCAUCGCCUCCAAGACUUUCACCACGCAGGAGACUAUCACCAACGCCACAUCCGCCAAGAACUGGUUCCUCGAACAGGCUAAAGACCCUGCUGCAGUCGCGAAACACUUCGUGGCAUUAUCAACUAACGGUGAGAAGGUGACCGCCUUCGGUAUUGACCCUAAGAACAUGUUUGGUUUCUGGGACUGGGUCGGUGGCAGGUACUCGCUUUGGUCCGCUAUCGGCUUGUCUAUAUCCCUUUACGUGGGUUAUGAUAACUUCGAGAAGCUUCUAGAAGGUGCCAACUUUAUGGAUCAGCAUUACCUCACCGCGCCUCUGGAGAAGAACGCACCUGUAAUACUAGCUCUAUUGGGCGUGUGGUAUUCUAAUUUCUAUGGUGCAGAGACGCACGCUCUAUUGCCAUAUGAUCAGUAUUUACACAGGUUCGCGGCAUACUUCCAGCAGGGCGAUAUGGAGAGUAAUGGUAAGUAUGUUACCCGAUCAGGGAAACAAGCUAGCUACAACACCGGGCCCAUCGUGUGGGGAGAACCGGGAACUAAUGGGCAACACGCCUUCUACCAGCUUAUACAUCAGGGCACCAGAUUGAUUCCGUGCGAUUUUAUCGCGCCGGCGCGCACUCACAAUCCUAUAGCAGGCGGGAUACACCACAAGAUAUUACUCGCAAACUUCCUCGCUCAGACCGAAGCGCUGAUGAAGGGAAAAACCGCUGACGAGGCUAAAGCAGAGUUGGAGAAGAGUGGUAUGGCUCCAGAAGCAUUAGCGAAGAUUCUCCCGCACAAAGUGUUCCAGGGAAAUCGACCCACUAACUCUAUCCUGCUCAGACAGGUCACACCUUUCACUCUCGGCGCACUCAUUGCUAUGUACGAGCACAAGAUAUUCACUCAGGGCGUGAUAUGGGACAUCAAUUCCUUCGACCAGUGGGGCGUAGAACUCGGUAAACAGCUGGCCAAGGUCAUUGAACCCGAGCUGAAGGACGAUAACCCCGUCUCUUCUCACGACUCGUCCACUAAUGGACUCAUCAACUUUAUCAAACAAAACUUUUAAGCAGAUCUGAACAUGUAGAGACAGUUAUUGUUCACUGUAGUAGUGUUGCCAGAACAAAUUAUUACAUUAUUAUUGUUGAUAAAUUUUCUAUUCAUAAUGCUGUAUUGAUAUUGUUAUAGAAGAAUAUUUGUAACCCUUUUUUCAACUAUUUAGUAAGUUACCUUAACAUUAUAAAAAUACACUCACGAGCUGUGCGAAAUAACAAUUAUGCCAAAAUUAUCAUGGUAUCAGCCACAAAGAAACUUGCUUGCCUGAUAAAUACAGGAAUAAUUUAAAACCACUGCGAAGAUUUUGUGAAAAUAAACUUAUAAACACGUAUUUUUUAUUUUGAUAUGUUCUAAUACUAAAAAAUAAAGUUAUCGCUUAUCAAAGAUCGAGAUUUUAAAACUUAAUUUAUGGACACCGCGCGCCGUGCGUCAGCUGAGCGCUCGCUCGACGCCGGCCGUAGGCAUGUACUCGUAGGUACCUAUCUACACGGGUCACUGAACGCUCAUUUUGUUAGAUUCGAACUAGAUUUUAUGCCAUGAUCUGAAGUGAUUUCUAAGAGUAAUUCCAAUUUUCCCUUCAUACUUUUAUGGUUAAGGCCAUCAAAAUGCAAAAAAAUAAAAGAGACAAAUUCGUUACCUAGAAAAAAAUAUUAACGUUAUGCCGAAGUUACAUAGGUACUUCUGCGUUAAGGCGUAUUUAAAAAAAUUAGAAUCAACUACGUAUUUACAAUAAUGUUGAUUCAAAACAAAUACCUAACUAAUUAUUUACCAAGUAUUUUAAUAUUUGUUCAAAAUGAAGUCCACGUCUGUCCAGACAUAAACGUGCACAUUUCAUUAAAUCGUCAUUUAAUUUGUUUAAAACACUAGUGUCACUUUUCACAUCACUGAAAGCGUUAUUAUUUUUUAUUGUUAAGUCUUCUAGACUUUGUGCCUCCUCUACAUCUCGGCGUUUGACUUCUUCCCAUAAGAAACAGUCCCUCACUUGUGAACAAUGCCUCAUCCGUCUACAAGAUGUUUGCAUCGCGGUGAUGUAGAAGCCACUCACAUAAGGCUCGACGUGGUACUGGGUCUAGGUCAUGGAACUGCUGAACCGGCUGAAAGUGGUACGGAUGGAGUCCGGCUGUUUUUAGCAGCUUCAAUACCGGAGGCUGGCUCACACCAAAGAGAUAUGCCGCAUCGUGGGUACUGACUCUGGGACUUCGUCUGUUAAAAUGGUUCGAAGCAUUAGGGACCGCUGGGGUUACGGAUCCCAAAGGCCCGCAUACGAGGUAUGCUCUUCGUCGCAUACUUUCUCCGAAUUGCGCUUAUGUAGGUCAGAAGAUAAACUCGUACCAUCUCGUAAAACUCACGACGGCGGGCGCGUCGCGUGCGCGGGAACGCGAGGACACGUCACAUCGGCGCGUGCGUAUGAGUCUCACUGUCGCGCGCGUCGCUCGGUCCCGGCGGGGCGGUGGGGGCUGUGACGGGGGGGCUACCGGGCGCGGCGGGGUUGCACGGUGGCAUACGCAAGAGAAGACGUUUUCAUUGAAGUUUUAUUUUAAAAAAUGUGUCCAUAUUCUACUGUUUCGAUAGGGAUAAAAAUAUUUAAAAAAAAGUUUUUAACUAAUUAUGAAAAAGUGUUCUAUUACUGAUACUGAACCACCAAAAAAAAUUUUUGCACUGG
Diatraea saccharalis (sugarcane borer) is the source of this 3395-nucleotide messenger RNA. The record is from the annotation of a GenBank genome assembly. NCBI's taxonomy places the organism in Eukaryota, Metazoa, Arthropoda, Insecta, Lepidoptera, Crambidae.